Ziziphus jujuba (common jujube) is the source of this 2790-nucleotide messenger RNA. Its product is annotated as G-type lectin S-receptor-like serine/threonine-protein kinase CES101. The record is from RefSeq and is a predicted model, not a curated record. Gene Ontology annotation, biological process: protein phosphorylation. Gene Ontology annotation, molecular function: protein serine/threonine kinase activity; ATP binding. Lineage: Eukaryota; Viridiplantae; Streptophyta; Magnoliopsida; Rosales; Rhamnaceae.
GAAAUAAUUGGUAAGAAUUAGAAUCUUAUGUAAGAAAAAGUCAAAAACAGAAGGGAUUUGAGUAUUUUACGACAAUUAGCUGUAAGUUGAAAACGAUUUUCUUUUUCCUUAAACAGCAAAAUACAACAAAACUAUAUUUAAACAGGAUUCUUUGUAUGCGAGUCAUGAUAGUGCCACUUUUAUGAAGGACAAAAUGUAAUGGUCAAAGAUGGUUGGAAAAAAAAAAAAAAGUCAAAAAGUCAAAGAUUCCAAAUCAUUUAACCUUCUAUUGGACAGUGAAGCAACUCCUAUCAUAAUUGUCAUAGCCUUAUGCAGAUCAAAAUGUUUUCUGACGCAAAAUUUAAUUUCUCAGAAAUGGUUAGCAGAAAGAGCUUCAUCUACAUAUUGUUCUGCAUCAUCAUUCAUUCAUACUUGGUGGUUUCCGAUUCUGCCUCUUUAGCCACAAUCCAUCAAGGUCCAAACACCAUCAAAACAUGGUACUUGGGAAUAAAUUACAUCAACUUUCCUGGAGGAAUCAAUGAAACAAACACAGUAUGGAUCGCCAACCGAGACAAACCUAUUUAUAAUGAUUCUGGGAUUCUUACACUUGACAGAAUGGGAAAGUUGAUGAUUAGCUACAAAGGAGGUGAUCCUAUUGUGCUCUACAAAGGCAGUAAAUUCGCUGCUGUUAAUACAAGUGCUACUCUGCUGGACAAUGGCAAUUUUGUUCUGAGAGAAAUGAACUCUAAUGGGUCUGCUGGAAUGGUCUUAUGGGAGAGCUUUGCCUAUCCAACAGACACACUUUUACCUGGGAUGAAACUGGGAGUCAGUCACAAAACUGGUCAGAGAUGGUCUCUCACUUCUUGGUUGGCUGAUGAUACUCCAGCUACUGGUGCUUUCACUCUUGAGUGGGACCCUAAGGGAGUUCAAUUGGUAAUGAGAAGGCAAGGAAUGAUUUACUGGAACAGUGGGGCAAUCAAGAGAGAUUCUUUUGGUGGCGGUACAUUCUUUGAUUUUGUUAGUUCAACUUCAAUUUAUGAUCUCAAAAAUGUGACAAAUGAAGAGGAGGAGUACUUCACUUAUUCUGUCAACAAUAAGUAUGACGAGCAGUAUCGGCAAGGAAAAUCAAAAUUGAUGUUGGAUUACAAAGGUCUACUCCAAGAUGCUGAUAGAUUACAGAUCAUAGAUGUGGAAGAGUGCUAUGGCUACAACACUGAUGAUGGAUGCGUAAAAUGGGAGCAACCGAAAUGCAGGGGCUCCAACAUGAAAUUUGAGACAAGAUCCGGGGGGUUCACUAAGCCAGCUGGAGACCAUGACAUGGGAGUAUCUGAUAACAAUGGAAGCCUUAGUCGCAGUGAUUGUAGAGCUCAAUGCUGGAAUGACUGUGAUUGUCUGGGAUUUAUGGCAAACGGCGGAACUGGAUGCCUGUUUUGGAGAGGUAAAGAUCUGAAGUUUGAACAAGAUUACAGUGGUUUUACAACAAGUUUAGAUUUGCUCGUCAAAUCCUCUUCAGGAGGAAAGAAAGUGUCAUGGAAGGCAGCUGUAAUUGCAAUUUCUGUGCUUGUGCCUAUAUUUGCUAUUUUGUACUAUAUUGGCUGGAAGCUUAAGCUGCAAGGUUAUAUUAGAAUAAGGAAAAACAACAACCUAACUGACUUGGCAGCGGGCAUAUUAGCUAAUGACCUCAAAAAUGGUGGCCACAAUUUGGAAGUGUAUAGUUUUUCUUGCAUUGUUGAGGCUACGAAUAAUUUCUCACAAGAAACUAAGCUCAGUGAGGGUGGUUUUGGAUCGGUUUAUAAGGGAAAAUUGCCUGAGGAUCAUGAAAUAGCAAUAAAACGACUUUCAAGAGGAUCUGGACAAGGAUUAAUGGAGUUCAAAAAUGAACUCAUACUCAUUGCAAAACUCCAACACAUGAAUCUAGUUCGGCUGCUUGGUUGUUGCAUUCAUAAAGAGGAGAAGAUGUUGAUAUAUGAGUACUUGCCCAACAAAAGUUUGGAUUACUUUCUCUUUGAUCCAUCCAAGAGAGAGCUACUAGACUGGACUAAAAGGGUGAACAUCAUUGAUGGGAUUGCCCAGGGACUACUACACAGAGAUUUAAAAGCCAGUAACAUAUUGCUUGAUCAGAACAUGAAUCCUAAAAUUUCAGAUUUUGGCAUGGCAAGAAUUUUCACACAAAAUGAACUGAAAGCAAAUACUAACAGGAUUGUUGGGACAUACGGUUAUAUGUCACCUGAGUAUGCAAUGGAAGGAAUUUUCUCUAUUAAAUCCGAUGUCUAUAGUUUUGGAGUUCUAUUACUGGAAAUUGUAAGCGGUAGGAAGAAUAACAGUUUUCAUGAUCUCGAUGGUCCUCUGAAUCUUGUCGGAUAUGCAUGGGAUCUGUGGCAGAAAGGGGCAGGAUUGGAACUGAUGGAUCAGUUUUUGAAAGGUUCAUGUUGAGAACAACAGCUGCUCAGAUUUAUUCAUGUGGGACUGGCAUGUGUGGAAGAUUGCCCCAUUGAUCGACCUACAAUUUCUGAAGUUGUUUCAAUGCUAACAAAUGAAAGUUGGCCUUUGCCAGUGCUUAAAAAACCAGCAUAUUUCACCCGGAGAUUGAUUGGUGAGGAAAUACUAAACAAAUCAGAAAACUAUACGGUGAAUGGAUUAUCCAUUUCUGCAUUGAAUCCAAGGUAGUCUUUUAAGUAUACCUAAGAAUUUUUCUACUUGAGUCUAGAAGGUAUGUUAGGAAUAAUAGAUUGGCAACGACUAAUUUUCUUUGUUGGAAAAUAUAUUUUCUAUACUUCAAUAAAAGACACCAUCAACUUGAAAAUUUGUCUC